Chironomus riparius is the source of this 810-nucleotide messenger RNA. The record is from the annotation of a GenBank genome assembly. NCBI's taxonomy places the organism in Eukaryota, Metazoa, Arthropoda, Insecta, Diptera, Chironomidae.
CUUCGUUGGAACUUUUAUUUACAUUUUUCAGAGUGAAAUAUCAUAAAAUUUUAUUUUGCUAAAUUUAUCAAAGAGAAAUGGCUGGCGAGAAAAAAGGAAAGGUUGGAACUCGUGGGACGAAACAAAUUGUGGAGGAAAAUGUAACGACACUAAAAUUUUAUCGAAAUAUGUCUCUUGUUGCAUGUUCAGCUUUCCUGCUCAUCACUCUUCUUCUCAAGACAUUAACUGGAACUCUUAUUACUAUGACAAUAAUUUCAUUUGGCAUUCAUUUAGGAGCAUAUCAAUUUAUGAAAAUGAUAAGUCGUCCACAACUAUCUGAAAAUGGUUCGAUUAUUGAUUCUGGCACAGAUUUAAAUAUGGAAGGAGGAAUUGCUGAACACGUGAAGGAUAUCAUAAUUCUUACAUCAGGCACACAGAUUCUCGCAUUGUUAUCAAAUUGGUUUUGGAUGCUUCUCCUUCUCGGACCAGUUCGAGCGAUUUACAUGCUUUGGGGCUCAGUUAUUAAGCCUUGGUUGUCAUCAAAAGAAGAUGUCGAUAAUCCACAAGUUAAUGAAAAGAAGCAAAAGAAAAUGGAAAGACGAAUGAAGAGGAUGAACUCCAGAUAAAAAUGAAUUGAACAAUUUACGAUUUUGAUGGUGUUCAUAGGAAAAAUAUUUGAAUUAAAUUUUAUCAUCCCUGGUUUUUGUACAGAUUUUUAAAUUAACUAAAGGAGCUGCUGCUCAUGCGGGUUUUAUGUUGACGUUAUUAUUUUAUUUUGAGAUUUAUUAAAGAUAUCGAAGAUUUCUUGGAAAAAAUAAAUAUUGAAAUUCA